Molecule: messenger RNA, 1075 nt
Organism: Manis javanica (Malayan pangolin)
Lineage: Eukaryota; Metazoa; Chordata; Mammalia; Pholidota; Manidae
Source: RefSeq, a predicted model, not a curated record
GCUCGCGGUGAGACGGACCCCCCUGCCCUCCCCAAACUCACGUUCGAGGCAGCCCAGCCCCCGCCCGGCGAGCCCCCACCCGCGCGCACGCGGGCCUCCUCGCUCGCGCGCUGACACGCUCGCACAGACGCAGGCGCGCGCUCGGCGCCCCCCUUCUGCUCGGCGCCGGGAAGCGGGGGCGGCGGGAGGGACAGGAGACGCUGGCCCCGUUCGCCGCUCUGCAGUCGCCGCAGCGUCGGGACCCGGACCAGCCGAGCCGCGGACGUGCCGCCGCGUGUCCUCUCGGCGCCGGGAGCCCGGAGCCGCGCGGGGACCCGCUUCAGCACCGCGGACAGAGCCAGACGCACGGGCGGGCUCCGAGACCUUCCCUCGGGCACCCCCUUCCCUCCCUCAGGCGUCCCGGGACUGAGGCUCCCGCGGAAGACGUGGCGCCCCACGCUCGCGGGACCGGGUGCACGCAGGACGGCCGGGGCGCCCCGCUGGGGAUGCGCCGAGGGCCCCGCGUUGGCGCUGCCCGGAGCCAGGGCGCUGCCCGGAGCCCAUGAGCACCAUGCGCCUGCUGACACUCGCCCUGCUCUUCUCCUGCUCCUUCGCCCGUGCCGCCUGCGACCCCAAGAUCGUCAACAUCGGUGCGGUGUUGAGCACGCGGAAGCACGAGCAGAUGUUCCGCGAGGCCGUGAACCAGGCCAACAAGCGGCACGGCUCCUGGAAGAUCCAGCUCAACGCCACCUCCGUCACCCACAAGCCCAAUGCCAUCCAGAUGGCCCUGUCGGUGUGCGAGGACCUCAUCUCCAGCCAGGUAUACGCCAUCCUAGUCAGCCACCCACCUACCCCCAACGACCACUUCACUCCCACCCCCGUCUCUUACACCGCCGGCUUCUACCGCAUCCCCGUCCUGGGGCUGACCACCCGCAUGUCCAUCUACUCGGACAAGGUAAGUCUGCCCGUUGGAUGGGCACCCAGCCAGCUCUGCUCCUGCGUCCAGGGGCCCUGGAAGCUGCCCAGUGAGAGGGGCGGGGCUCAGACAGAGGUGCUCAGAACAUGGGCUCCAGGCUCGAGGAGCAGCAGGGGGCAG